This is a messenger RNA of Amphibalanus amphitrite, 2525 nucleotides long. RefSeq lists its product as uncharacterized. Lineage: Eukaryota; Metazoa; Arthropoda; Thecostraca; Balanomorpha; Balanidae. Gene Ontology annotation, biological process: negative regulation of phosphatase activity. The coding region runs from base 543 to 2303 and encodes 586 amino acids. The transcript is spliced from 2 exons. Gene Ontology annotation, molecular function: phosphatase binding. The record is from RefSeq and is a predicted model, not a curated record.
UUGAAAUUUUGGUAGGCGCCAAAACCAAAAUAGCUUUCCUAGGGCUUGUAGGGCGAAGGCUGUAAUCAGUCACGAAGGCAAAUUCAAUGAUUCGUGUGACUAGAGCAAUGCUUUUUAUUUCACGUUUAGAGCAAAAAAUAAAUCUUUAAAACUCAAGAGAAGAUAAAGCUAAAUCGUGAUGUAACGAUGGAAAAGAAGCCAGAGGGGGCGAUGCCUUCCUUCAAAAUAUCAUUCGCAGUUAGAAAAGCAUGAGGAAACCAAUGGAAGGUAUUGAAGAGGUCUCCAAGCUCCAGCAAGCUUUGAAAAACUUUAAAUUGUAAGAUGGCGAUAACUUAUAGUUGCUUGUUGCGACAGCAUCAAGAGAGUAUUCAGGAAAAGACGGUGAACUUGGCUAUUUAAUGCGAUAUGACGUGCUUCGAGGGGAUCCCAAAUCCUUAAAAUUCAGAUUAUGUUAGUUCAGCGCUGCUUCAAAAUGAGUGUCUGUCAUUAAAUACAAAGACGGAAAAUGUGUUAAAACGAGUCAGCAGCAUCACUCAGUCGAAAUGCCUCCAAAUCAGCCUUCAAAGGCUGGUUCUCCAGCUCACCGCAGCAUGCGCAAGGACUCGCUGCCAGCGACGGGCAUUCCCUCGGGUACCCUGCGUGAAGACUUCAGCCCCGAUGACGCCGUCGAGCUGCUGCUGGAGAACCGGGAGAAGGAGUACCAGCGCUACGUGGCCGCGCGCGCCGUGCGAGCCAUCAAGGAGAGCGACGACGAGAAGCCGGCGUCGGGCACGCUGCGGCAGCUGACGCGCCAGGCGGGCGCGGGCGGCCGGGAGCGGUGGCGGCGCAGCUGGCCGGCGCUGCUGCGCGCCGUCGCGCCGCCGCACGACCCCGAGCUGCCCGCCGAGCUGCAGAGCCCGCUGCCGCCACACAGCCGCUGGCUGAUGGACGCACGCUCCAACGUACUCUUCAGCGUGUUCACGCGCCCCACCAACCCCGUGGAGGACUUCUACCUGAUCCCGCUGGACGACAUGUGGAGAUGCCACCGGUACGGCGUCUACGGCCUGCGCUACCGGCAGUACCCGAACCCCGGCACCAAGGCUGUGCCCCGGGACGGCGCUGGACUCUACUACCGACCCAACCGGAAGAUACUGGAGAAAACGGAGGGCGCCCGGCCGGCCCGGCGGCCCGGGGUGGUGACUCUGGAGCACGUGAAACGCGUGGCCACCCGAGCUGUCGGCCAGUUCUUUCCCCGCGUGCACCGACACCCGAACUUCUUCGACGAGUGGCCGCACAUCGACGAAGUCCUCGGCUGUGCGAUCGAGUACUUCCACCACUACUUCGAGCUUCGGAGGCUGGAGGAGACCAUGGCGCAGCUCGAAUGUCAGCUCUACAACUCGAGUCAGCUGGACGGGCGCCGAAGAAGGAUGGAGGUGUGCGUGAGCGAGCUCGGUCAAAUCUACAGCACCUACCUGCUCGGCUGCGGGCUGGACUUUCACCAUCUCCAGCAGGGUGCCGGGUACAAAUCCGCCGCCGCCUCCGACCGACAGAUCUUCGAGGCGCUGAACGCGUUUGUGGCGCAGUGCGUCUGGAUCGUCUACCGGCGUCCCAACGUCACCGUCAUAGCGAGGGAGCUGGGCCGACUGUUCCGCACAGCAGGGUUUGACCCGUCCCGCCGAGCGGUGCCACCGCCUCUCGAUCAUCUGACCUCAGCGAGAACGCUAAUCAUCCCAGGCAAAAGCGCAGGAAGCGCCCGGGAGACGCCCAGCAAUGAGAACCACGGUGACCGUCAAAGUCCCCGCACCACAUCCGAUCGCCGGCUGGGAGGUGGUGAGAGACGCGGAGCGCUGGGAGGCUCCAUGAGCGGGUCCUCCAGACGGAGGCAGUCCGACACGACCCUCCGAAAGAGCACCGGCGCGAACAGCGGACGAAGGCACGUCUCUGGUGCGUCGGGCCCCAGUCAGCAUCAUGGUUCUCCUGCGCCACACUCGGGUUCUCGUCAAACCUCUCAGCAUGUGUCCUCAGCGAGUCACGGAACGAGAGUGUCCAGUGGCAACUCGGGCGGCACACGUAACACGGAGACCCCAGAGGGUGGUCCGAACGCCAGCGCUGACCACUCGGCCAGUCCACCAGCUCAGCCGAGUGGGGGUGAAGAGCCUACCAGCCCGGACUCCCAGCCGGCCCAGACACCCUCCUCGGCCGUCUCGGAGCAGCAGUCUCCUCCGCCCGGGAGCUCGGCGACACCUCCACCCGCUACCGGCCGCGUCGCUCAAGGUGGACCGGACCAAAGUCGGGAUCCUGGGCACGCCGCUGCAGAACUAUGACGACGUACUGGCCGCCAUCGACUACGAGCGAGAGGAGAAGCAGAAGCGUCUGCAGUUCCUGGGACCGAGCUCGACGCGGGCGGGAGUGUCGCGGGUGGCAGGCGUCCUGCCCUACCUCCUGCUGCCGUCCAAAUUCUUCAGCCCCGAUGCGUAGCGCGAUGAAUGAAAAUUCCGUGAAUUGAUUUUCUACGCAAUAAACGUCUAACAAACAAAUAAUAUUAA